GUGUAGGUAUGAAGAAGAUUGUGUUGUAUUUGCCACGAUAGAGCACCACAGCGGCAUCAAGUGCCAUGUGUUUUUAGCGGUUCCUUCUAAUUACUUUCUCCCUUCCAUGGGUAAACGUGUAGUCAAGUUGGACGGUUUACUCGCAGUUGUGAUACUGCUGUAACUAUAUAAAACGGUUGACAUUUGCAACUAUUUACAUAAUGAGCGAACAGUUAAGGCAAGGAAUUUUGGUCGGUUGCGGAAACCCAUUGCUCGAUAUUUCAGCAACUGUGGAUGAACAUUUUUUGCAAAAAUACGAUCUAAAGCCAAACGAUGCGAUAUUGGCUGCGGAAAAGCAUAUGCCUCUCUACAAUGAGUUAGUGGAGAAGUAUAAUGCUGAAUUUAUUGCUGGUGGUUCGGUGCAGAAUUCCUUACGCGUAUGCCAGUGGAUGUUGCAGAAACCGAAUACGGCUGUGUUCUUCGGUUGUAUUGGCCAUGAUAAUUAUGGCGAUAUUCUAGAUGAACGCGCACGUUCCAAUGGUGUGGAUGUACAUUAUCAGCGCACCAAUGACGCGCCGACUGGCACUUGUGGUGUUCUUAUUACCGGCACACAUCGUUCAUUGUGCGCCAAUUUGGCAGCGGCCAAUCAUUUUACUAUAGACCAUUUGCUUACACCAGAAAAACAAAAACUCGUAGACAAUGCAGAAUAUUUUUAUAUAUCCGGUUUCUUCCUUACGGUUAGCCCACCAAGCAUUCAGCACAUUGCCCAACAUGCGCACAAACACAAACGCACUUUCCUUAUGAAUCUGAGUGCACCAUUCUUAUCGCAAUUCUUCAAGGAACCAUUAAUGGCUGCAUUACCAUAUGUAGAUAUACUCUUCGGCAAUGAAUUGGAAGCGGAGGCAUUUGCCGCUGCACAGGGUUGGGAGGACAAGGAUAUGAAGGAGAUUGGCAAGAAAAUGUUGGCUUUGCCGAAACAGAAUUCCAAUAGACCACGUAUAGUGGUGUUGACACAGGGACAUCUACCCGUAUUGCUUAUACAAGAGAAUUCCAUUGAAGAAUAUCCAGUUGAACGAUUGGAGUCCAACGAAAUCGUUGACACAAAUGGUGCUGGUGACGCAUUCGUUGGUGGUUUUUUGGCACAGUACAUACAAAAGAAGCCACUGGGCAUUUGCAUACGUUCUGGUAUAUGGGCGGCAAGACAAAUUAUCCAGCGUAGUGGCUGCACUUUCGAUGGUGUACCUGAUUUCAAAGAAUAAACAUAAAAUUUACAGGGAAUCAGUGAAAAGACAACAAAUUUGUUGAUGUUAAUUUGCGUCGAUUCGCAUGCUUCGGAAACAAUAUUUUUUAUACUACUUAAAGAGCCACGUACGAAUUAUUUUCUUGUUUAAACUAAUGCCUAUAACAAACGCAACCACCUUGCAAGCACGAAUUUAAAUUGCAGAAAAGCAAUAAAAUUAUCAUGAUAAGUGAUUUUGAUGGCAAUACGCUUGAGGGUGCAUAAAAAUGAAUCUUCUUCUUUACAAAAUUAUGAAAAUUAACUAAUAAAAAUUGGAAAUAACAGUUUAACAAUAAUUGUAUGUAUCUAACUUGUUUAUUGGAUUUUCUUGGGCUAUUUCCUUAUUUAUGAAAUGUUUUUUACUAAAAUGGGUGUAUGGGAAUGACAUAUAGUUAUAUGGGUUCACAAGUACUAAACACGUUUUAUAGAAUCUUGUAAUACAUUUUUUGUUUCAAUAUUCUAAUAAUUGUAAAAGUAAAAAUAUUUAAAGACAAUAAAUUUAAUUUUGAAGAUUUGUCAAUCUUUUAAGCAUUAA
Messenger RNA from Zeugodacus cucurbitae (melon fly), 1793 nucleotides. It is a transcript of the gene Adk2, whose product is annotated as adenosine kinase. The transcript is spliced from 5 exons. NCBI's taxonomy places the organism in Eukaryota, Metazoa, Arthropoda, Insecta, Diptera, Tephritidae. Gene Ontology annotation, molecular function: adenosine kinase activity. The coding region runs from base 201 to 1238 and encodes 345 amino acids. The record is from RefSeq and is a predicted model, not a curated record. Gene Ontology annotation, cellular component: nucleus; cytosol. Gene Ontology annotation, biological process: purine ribonucleoside salvage.